AUUAAAUUGCUUUUUAAAGAUGGACUGUGAUAUCAUGUGAUCAGAUUGAGUGUGCUUUCCAAAUACUGAAUUAGAAUGCAUGAUGUACAUUUUAAGACUGUGAUAAGUUUUAUUCAGAGUGAAAUAAACGCAUGACUCUUAGGAAAUUCUAAAAAAUACAAUGAUCAGUACUUUAAAAUAGCUUAGAGCUCAUCUACUAAAAAAUUGAUGCUUUGCUUUAUUUAUGUCUAUGGAAUGUGUCUUUUUUGUUUUUCUAUUUACAUUUUGUAUUUUGUUUACCAAUACACGCAAAUAGCCAAAACUAGGUUAGGAAUUACGAGUCACAAAAAAUGUCCAAUUCCCAUUUAUUUCUUCAAGCAGGAUUUCUAAGAGAACCUCUAACGAAUGGAAUAGGAAGAGUUAUUGUACAAUUACAGCGGAUUACUUUCAAAUUUUGUAAAUAUAAUGGUGCCAGCAAUGGAGUCAGAGAAUUUCUGGAAUCAGAUUUACUGGAUUUUGCCAAUGGUAAUCCAGGCAUUGUUGUUUACGUGAAACCCCGCAGACAUCACUCCCCGAAUAUCACAGCUGAAUAUCUAAAUGGUGAGCGACAAGUCAUCAGCCUGCACAAUUUCACACGAGAUGAGGUGAACAAAUGGGUCAAGUUCCUCCGCACCCAGUCUGGGAACCCAUUCAUACGCUUUCGAAAAAUGAGUCAGACUGUAAAUCCAUCUAUCCAAGGAACAUGGACUCCAUUUACAAACAGAAAUCCUGACCUCAACGUAGUUGAAUUUCCACAGGAAAUGCUCUCUCAUCCUGUGAAUCUUCCGCGUACUGCCACAGAACAUCUUCAAGAAAUUUUUCGUCGUCAACAAGGUGUUUAGCUUAAUAAGAAUGAGGUUAGGUAAUUUUAUUUUGUCAUUGACUGUUGUAGGUUGUUGUUAAAUUUUUUUUAAUAUUCAACUAUGCUUUGAAUUUUCUAAGCUAAUCUCAAAUGUUAGCAGGAAAGCUUUGUAGUACAUAUUGUAAUAAAUUUGUAACUAAUAA
This is a messenger RNA of Bacillus rossius redtenbacheri, 1023 nucleotides long. RefSeq names its product large ribosomal subunit protein mL43 (gene mRpL43). The record is from RefSeq and is a predicted model, not a curated record. The coding region runs from base 330 to 860 and encodes 176 amino acids. The transcript is spliced from 4 exons. Lineage: Eukaryota; Metazoa; Arthropoda; Insecta; Phasmatodea; Bacillidae. Gene Ontology annotation, biological process: mitochondrial translation. Gene Ontology annotation, cellular component: mitochondrial large ribosomal subunit. Gene Ontology annotation, molecular function: structural constituent of ribosome.